This is a messenger RNA of Rhopalosiphum maidis (corn leaf aphid), 1249 nucleotides long. RefSeq names its product hydroxyacyl-coenzyme A dehydrogenase, mitochondrial-like. Bases 142 to 1068 code for a protein of 308 amino acids. Gene Ontology annotation, molecular function: NAD+ binding; (3S)-3-hydroxyacyl-CoA dehydrogenase (NAD+) activity. The transcript has a single exon. Gene Ontology annotation, cellular component: mitochondrion. The record is from RefSeq and is a predicted model, not a curated record. Gene Ontology annotation, biological process: fatty acid beta-oxidation. NCBI's taxonomy places the organism in Eukaryota, Metazoa, Arthropoda, Insecta, Hemiptera, Aphididae.
AUAGUAUAUUAUUAUUAUUGAACUUUGUUCACGUCGGUGACGAAGGCAAAGUACAUUUCAUUUUAUAUUUACUUUUUCCGGGUUCAUUUAUAUUUAAUUUCUCUUAGUAUAAUAACAAAGUGUGCUACUAAAGUUAUAAAAAUGUCGUGUUUUAGUGUAAUUUCUCGUAAUUUUUCAACUUCUGUAACCCGUGCAGCGAUUAAAAAUAUUACCGUUGUCGGAGGUGGUUUAAUGGGCUCAGGUAUUGCUCAAGUUUCUGCUCAAAGUGGUCAUAAUGUAACAAUUGUAGAGCUUAACCAGGAAGUUUUAGAUAAAACUCACAAGAGUAUUCAACAGAGUUUACAAAGAGUAGCCAAAAAGGUUUAUAAGGAAAAACCUCAAGAAGGUGAGAAUUUUGUUUCAGAAACGUUAUCAAGAAUUAGUACUUCCACAAAAAUAGUUGAUGUAGUACAAGAUUCAGAUUUAGUGUUAGAAGCCAUCGUUGAAAACUUGUCUAUCAAGCACAAACUUUUCAAGUCUAUUGAUGAAAUAGCACCCGCAAAGACUAUAUUUGCUUCCAAUACAUCAUCAUUGUCUAUCGGUGAAAUUGCAGCUGUCUGUAAAAGGAAGGACAGAUUUGCAGGGUUACAUUUUUUCAAUCCUGUACCAGUGAUGAAAUUAUUAGAAGUUGUUAGAACUCCGGAAACAUCUGAUGAAACUUAUGAACAAUUAAUGGCUUGGGCAAAAGCUAUUGGUAAAACAGCUAUUACUUGUAAAGACACUCCUGGGUUCGUAGUCAACAGACUUCUUAUUCCAUUGUUGGCUGAAGCAAUUAGAAUGUUGGAGAGAGGUGAUGCUUCUCCUAGGGAUAUUGACAUCGCUAUGAAGUUAGGCGCUGGACAUCCAAUGGGACCUAUUGAGUUGGCAGAUUAUGUCGGACUUGAUACUACUAAUUCAGUUUUGAAUGGAUGGCAUGAAAAUUUCCCAGAGAAUCCAUUGUUUAAACCAUUACCAUCAUUACAGAAAUUAGUUAGUGAGAAAAAAUUGGGUAUCAAGACUGGUGAAGGGUAUUACAGCUAUAAGAAAUAAUAUUCUUAUUUAUCAAUAUUUUUUGGGGGCAGUAAUAUGAUAUUAUUUUAAUUUUAUUUGUAUACUACUUUUUAAAAUUGUAGUAAUUAUUGAAAAAUCAAAGUAUUUGUAUAUUCUAUUGUUUUAUUAACAAAAUUUAUAUUUAUCAGUGUUUCAAAUAAACUUAUCUAUUUUAAAUAAA